UGAACGUGUCUACGAAAUUAAUAAAUCAUUAAGUUAAUACUGUGCUGUCAGUUUCUUACUUUUAAAUUUUAACAAGGACGUAAACUCCCGUAAAAUGUCCAAUUUUUAAUCUGGUCGGUGAUCAAUUGCAAUUUGAUCCAAUGAGACGCUUAGUAAUAAAGAUUUGUUUCUGAGAUCACCUGCGAAGGUUAAGUUUAAUAAAAAUAUAACCUAUACACACGAUCACAUCUAUAUACACGAUUGUUAUUUUAAAUAUUAUUGAAUUGUUCAUGUAAAUUUGAUGGCUUUUUCACAACCGAACGCAAGAGAAUUGCAGAAUAGAAAGAUCUUAGAGGAGCUGCAGUUGAAGAAGCAGAUGCUUCUGAAACAAGGAGUCGCACCAACCUUAAACACAUUGGGAGUCUCGUCAACUGGCUCUGUAUCAAAUAUAGCUGCAACACAAUCCAAUGAUGGAGUAGCAAUGACUGCAUCAGCAAGAGCAGCAUUGCAUAAUGCACACGCAGCUUCAUUUGGUUAUUUCGUUACGCAGGACUCUUCCUUUGGGAAUCUGAUAUUACCGGUUCUCCCUAGAAAUUAGAUUGCCUUUUUAUAUAAAUACUUGUUGUAACAAGAAUCUGUGAGAAAUCACAAUCUUCAAGUAAAUAAUGAC
Molecule: messenger RNA, 649 nt
Organism: Acromyrmex echinatior (Panamanian leafcutter ant)
Lineage: Eukaryota; Metazoa; Arthropoda; Insecta; Hymenoptera; Formicidae
Product: SOSS complex subunit C homolog
Biological process (GO): DNA repair
Cellular component (GO): SOSS complex; nucleus; nucleoplasm
Source: RefSeq, a predicted model, not a curated record